This is a messenger RNA of Columba livia (rock pigeon), 1395 nucleotides long. RefSeq names its product interleukin 34 (gene IL34). The transcript is spliced from 7 exons. Lineage: Eukaryota; Metazoa; Chordata; Aves; Columbiformes; Columbidae. Bases 451 to 993 code for a protein of 180 amino acids. Gene Ontology annotation, biological process: positive regulation of protein phosphorylation; positive regulation of macrophage differentiation; positive regulation of cell population proliferation. The record is from RefSeq and is a predicted model, not a curated record. Gene Ontology annotation, molecular function: macrophage colony-stimulating factor receptor binding.
CCCGGCCCCCGGCGGCCGCCCCGCCCGCUCCCCGCGCCGCCGCCCCCCGCCCGCCUCCCGGGAAGCGCGGGCCCGGCCCCGCCGCCGCCGCCGCCCGCGGGGAGACGCGUCCCGCGCCCGCGGCCCCUCGCGCUGCGCCAGAUUCCCUCUCGCAGGGGAGUCCCACACCCCCCGAAGUGCAUCCCUGCCAGUACCCUGUGAUGGCCCUGGGACCUGCUGCCUCCCCACAGCCAGCUGGAGAGGAGAAGCCAGCGGGGACAGCAGGAGAGGGGAACUGACCCCCCAUCCAUGGCAGGGGACAACCACCUGGGGCUACCGGAGAGCAGCCCAGCACCCAGGGCCUGUGCUUGUCCCUCGUCCCCCUGUCCCACGCACCACUGCCCAGGAGGCUCCUGGUGAAUUCCAGCCAUGUAGGCGCAGCCUGGGACUCUGCUGACAGCCGCCAUCAACAUGCAGCAGGGCUACGCAGCUGUCCUGUGUGUCCUGGCUGUGCUGGGGCUGGAGGCGGCUGCGCCAGGCGAAUGUGAGCUCACCCGCCUGCUCCAGGACAAGCUGCAGUACGAGAUGCGCCUGCAGUACAUGAAACACUACUUCCCCAUUGACUACACUGUCCAGGUCCAAUACGAAGAGGUGCUGAGGCCAUCCAACAUCAGCCGUCUGCGCAACAGGACGGUAUCAGAGGCGGCGCUGCGGUACCUCUGGUUCCACGUCAGCUCUCAGGCAGUGCUGCAGAUCCGCGAGGUGCUGCCGGAGAAGCACCCAUCCUGGAAGUACACCCAGGAGCUGUGCCAGCUCUUUGAUGCUCUGGGCAAGGAGUACAGCAAGUACCAGCAGACAGAUGUUGAGGCGGUGGUGGCUGACCUGGUGAAGCUGGUCCACAGCGGGGGCAUCGAGAGCCGGAGGAAAGCCGUCCGCCCCAAGGCGCUGCUGGACAACUGUCUCAAGGUCAUGCGGAUGCUCUACGGGGUACCCUGUCGUUGGGAGUCCACCUAACGCCGCAGAAGACCCCUCGCUUGAUGCCUUCUCCUCGCCCUGGAGCCUGGGAUGCUUCCUCUGCUCUGCCUCCCCCCAACAGAGCCCCUUUGGGGGUCACCAAGGAAGGUGCAAAGGGGGGACAAAUGCCACCCCCUCCGGGACCAAAUGCCACCCCCUCUGGGAACCUGGCACUGUGCAUGGACACAGGGUCGGCUCCAUCCGAAAUGCCAGGGACGUUCUGCAGAGGUGCGGGCUGGGGGGGCUCAGACACAGCCUCCCCUGCGGGCAGGUGGCUGCCGGCUGCUUUUGUGGGGGGGAGAUGCUGCCCUUCCCUGCUGGCAGCAGGGCCAGGUCAUUGCCCAGUUCCUCUUGGUUUCUAUUUUUUUCCUCAGCUUUCAUUAAACACCAGGUAAUUCUCUA